Gastrolobium bilobum is the source of this 2759-nucleotide messenger RNA. RefSeq names its product protein ENHANCED DOWNY MILDEW 2-like. The coding region runs from base 63 to 2570 and encodes 835 amino acids. The record is from RefSeq and is a predicted model, not a curated record. The transcript is spliced from 12 exons. Lineage: Eukaryota; Viridiplantae; Streptophyta; Magnoliopsida; Fabales; Fabaceae.
AAAACAAAUCUUUAAACAAUCUGUGAAGAUAAUUUCCUAUAUUAAAGGCCUAAAGCAAUGCAAUGUAUAAUCGCGAAAAUCUGUGUGUGAAGCAGUCUUUUGGGAUGAGAAGGGAUAUGGCGUAUUCAAAUGACGAAGCUGAGGCCGUGUCUUUGUGCGUGUCAAAUUACCACCUUGAAGAUGAAAAGGAUAUGCCGGUAUCUUUUUCUGUGUUGCCAGUUCAAUGGGGUGAUUCUGAGAAUUCUGAUGAUGCCAACAAAGAGCAGGUAUUCCUGCAUGGUUUGGCCGAUAAUGGGCCGCAGAAGAUUUUCAUGCAAGUCAUGGGGUGGAGAUUUGAUCUUUCCAAUGCGAAACCUGAGAUAUCCUUGCUAUCAAAGGAUAGAAAGUGGAUCAAGCUUCAGAAACCAAGGAAGAGCUUUAUGGAUACUAUAAGGACCAUUUUAGUCACCAUUCACUUCCUGCAUCGUGUAAAGCUGAAUCCCCAAACAUCUGCAAAAUCUGUCUGGGAUAACUUGUGUAAAAAUAAGGAGUUGAGCUCUUAUGGUUUUAAGCCUUCUCAAAAUGAUAUAUCGGAACAUAUGCCUUUAAUUGGUGAAGCUGCCAAAAGGGAUGCCGCCUUAUCUAAAUCCAAGCAGUUUUUGCUCUUGGUUUUGGAGAAGAAGUUGGGGAUUCAGAAACUUUCGAAUGAGAAAGUUAAAGAUUUGGCUCAACCUCAAUGUAUAGUUGAUGAUAAUGACAAUGAUAUGAUAGAUGAACCUAGUGAAGAGUCAGAAGCAGAGGAGGAUUUGUUGGAUUCUGUUUGUGCACUUUGUGACAACGGUGGUAAACUUUUGUGUUGCGAUGGAGCGUGCAUGAGGUCAUUUCAUGCUACUGGGGAGGAUGGUAGAGACUCUAAUUGUGAUUCUCUUGGUUUUACGCGGAAGGAAGUCAAUGUGAUCCAGAGCUUCUAUUGUAAGAAUUGUAAAUAUAAUCAGCACCAAUGUUUUGCAUGUGGCAAGCUGGGAUCUUCUGAUAAAGUUAAGUGUGAGGUCACUAAAUGUUCUUCUGCAACCUGUGGCCGUUUUUAUCAUCCACGUUGUGUUGCGAAGUUACUUCCCAUGGUAGUUAAGUCUAAGCAUGUUGGAGAGGAAUUUGAGAAAAAUAUCGCCGAUGGUCAUCCUUUUAUUUGUCCUGUUCAUUAUUGUUGUGUCUGUAAAGAAUUGGAAAAUAAGAUGGAACCUGAGUUGCAAAUGGCUGUUUGUAGGCGUUGUCCAAAGUCCUAUCAUCGCAAAUGUUUGCCAAGACAGAUCUCUUUUGAUGAUGAAGAUAAUUUACCAAGGGCUUGGGAAGGUCUUCUAUCAAACAAUCGUAUUCUUAUAUAUUGUUUAAAUCAUGAGAUUGCUGAUGAACUUGGGACUCCCAAAAGAGAUCAUUUAAAAUUCCCCAAUGUUAAAGGCACUGUUCCAGAAAUUAAUGGUGCUGAUGAGAGGACAAAACCUGCGGACAAAGGGAGAGUUAUACUGAAGGAGAACAAUGUUGGCAAAGAUAAGGGACCUAAUUUGAUUGGAAGACUGUCAUCUGGGGAACUUAGUAAGAAGAACAAAUCAAAGUCAAAUGAAAUGAAUAAGGGUUAUGAGCGAAUCAAGCCUGUCAAUCAGGUUGAUAAUGAGACCCCGUUGGUUGAGCCUAUUAGAAAGUUGAGUUGUUCACUGCCUCUAUCAGAUGCUGAUUCAAAGAAGAGUUUGUUGGCUUUGUUUAAAGAAGUUAGAUCAUCAGUUACGUUGGAGAGUGUAAAGCACAAGCUUGCUUCUACUCAUACUCACGCAUUCAGAAAUGUUCUGGAGGAGACCAUUACAAUGGAGAAGCUGGAAGGAUCAGUCGAUGCUGCUCGAACACCUCUAAGGAAGCUAGAGAGUGAGUGCAGCAUUCAGGAUGUAGAAGCUGUUUGUGACCCUGAUGUUCUGAAACAUACUAUUGAUCAUACUAUUGAUCGUAAUAAAGGUAACAACCUCAUGCUAAAUCAUGAUCUCUUAAAGUCAACUAAUGAUCAGGAAGUUCAAGCAUCUAUAAAUGAAGGUCAGAAAAGAAGUUCACAUCAUGGUAAUGUUAACCAAGAGAGACAACAGGGACAGAAAUGUAGGAUGAGCAAGUCUCACAAGACAUCACGGAAGAGAAAACACAUUAGGGAAAAUGAGACAAGAGGACAGGGUGUGGGCUCACCAGCCAAAAGGCAGGCUGUAAAUGAAAUGACUGAAGGGGUACCUGACCAUAGCCAACCCAUUCUUAUUGAUGAGAGAUCCCCAGUUGCUGACCAUAGCCAACCCAUUCUUAUUGAUGAGAGAUCCCCAGUUGAAGGUUUUCAGCCUAAAUCCGAUAUGGCAUCUCCACAAGUUGAGGUUGGUGAUGACAAUUACCAGUUGGUGCCGGUCUCAGAUGUUGUAAAAAACAAUAGUGGGAUUACAAAUAAUAGAAGUGGCACUUCUGAACGUAUUGUGCCCCAACCUGGACAUCGUUGUGUGCUGAAGGGUUUUGCUUCCGGUCCUCACGUUGAAUAUUCACGCAGGCAUUCAGCUGGUUGGCUCGAAGAGUAGUUAAAACAUAUGUUGUUUUAUUAAUUUUUUUUCCUUUACUUCUGCAUAAUGAUGCUACAUGCUGUACAUAGAUGAUCUUAAGAUGGAGGUUGUUUAUUUGGUGGUUUAUUUAGUUAGGCAGGACCCUGUAGUUAUCAUUUCAGAUCUGGUAUGAUUAGAUUGCUUCUUUGUCCUGGCUUAAAUGUUCUG